UCUUCUUGGUUCUCCCCACCUCCCCGCGGCGGCGCCAACCCAAUCUCCAGCCAUGUCCCCCAUCCCCAUCGUGCUAAGCUGCAACGUGCCCACGGUCGACGACUUCCACUGGGGCUACUCCCUGAGCUUAUCGGAAUCGGAACCACCGCUUCCGCCGCCGCGCCCCCUGAGCAUUGUAAGCAGGCGGGCGUUCGGGGUGUACCCAUCGGACGAGGCCGACGAGGUGGUGAAGGACCUGCACUUCGAGACGCAUCUAGUAGAUGCCCCAGGUUUGUCCCACCUGACGGUCCGAGGAAAAGGAGCAAGUUUUAUGGACAUGAUUGCUGUCGACGACAACCUGGUCGUUCUCGCUUCGUGCUUCCAACCAUACCAAUCCCCAGUCUACCUCGUCUACGACGCUGUCGACCAGUCCAUCACCAUGAUCCCCUCCCAUCCUUGGUUACUGCCCCAGCACCACCUGCAGCCUGGGGAGAAGCACGACACAGUCGAUGCGACACGCGUUCUCAUCGCGCGCCCCCCAGCCCCAGCCGGCGACGACCGCAGCUAUGCUCUGGUAAAUAUGGCGGAGACGAGCAUCUACACCGGCUACAACUACGAGCCCGACGAGAAGCAGGACGUUCUCUACGUGUGGCGCUCCUCCUCCCUAUCCCCGCAGUGGGAUCUGAUAAGAGCCAAAUUCCCCUCCAAGUUCAAGGGAGACGAUGUCGCCCACAGAUACGUCAACGUCCUGGCCUUCACCUGCGGCGGCCACGCUUUCUGGGCCAAUCUCCCGCACGGCCUUAUGUACUGCAGGGUCGACGCCCUGCUCUCUCCCUCGACCACUGGUGAGCUCAAGUUUGGUUUCAUCCAACUACCAGUCGACCACCCGCCCUGCCCCAUCCAAUCUGCAGUGGAGCUAGAAUCCGAAAUGUAUCAGACAGUUGGCCGAUCCGGAGACUCGUCCAUCAAGUUCGUCACCAUUGAUGGCUUCGUCCAGCUCCUCAACUUCCGUAGCUGCAUCUUGAAGGUCUGGACCCUCUCACCAGACAAGGGCAUGACAGGAUGGACCAAGCGCUUCCUCUGCCUGGACAGCCUCGCUGAUCAAGAUGAGUUCAAGAAGAAUGGCCUGCCCACCGACAUGGUGCCCAUGUACCCCAACUUGAGCGCCGAGGAAGAUGAUGUUGUCUACUUCAUGCUGGGAAAGUAUACAAAGUGCUGCCAGGCGCACAAGCGCUCUAAGAUCAGGUGCAAAGGCUAUAUCCCUGCCGCCAAAAAUCCCCUGUACCACCUCCGCGUUGACAUGCGCCGUGGUGUUCUCCUGGCCUCUGCGCGCCUCCCUGAAUCAACUUCGCCUUGUUUGAGCAUAGCCAGUACCUCCGUGGUGCCUUCAUCAAUGAUUCAGAGAGGAUCAAUGGGUAGAAAGGGCAAGCGCCACUGUGGUGAUGGCAAUCGUAAACGAGGCAAACGAGCUUUCAGCCAGUGAAGUUCAAUGGUAGUAGGUACCAUGAAGGAAGAUUGCCCUGCUAUAUGUAAGAACAUAUUUAAUUUACAUUAUGGACCUUACCUUGUUUAUUUUGCUAUUUAAUGUCACUUGGACAUUGCUUGUUAGUUUGAAUGUGUGGUUUGCUGGUAGACAUGAUAUGCAAUCCUGUUGUCUGAGGUUGAAACUUUAA
This is a messenger RNA of Lolium rigidum, 1652 nucleotides long. RefSeq lists its product as uncharacterized. Lineage: Eukaryota; Viridiplantae; Streptophyta; Magnoliopsida; Poales; Poaceae. The record is from RefSeq and is a predicted model, not a curated record. The transcript has a single exon. The coding region runs from base 53 to 1462 and encodes 469 amino acids.